Messenger RNA from Dictyostelium purpureum, 1770 nucleotides. RefSeq lists its product as uncharacterized. Gene Ontology annotation, molecular function: transmembrane transporter activity. The record is from RefSeq and is a predicted model, not a curated record. The transcript is spliced from 2 exons. Lineage: Eukaryota; Evosea; Eumycetozoa; Dictyosteliales; Dictyosteliaceae. Bases 1 to 1770 code for a protein of 589 amino acids. Gene Ontology annotation, biological process: transmembrane transport.
AUGGAAGAAUCAAAUGAUUCUAUAUCAAUUGUAAAUAAAGAAAAUGAAACAACCAAAUUAAUAAAUAGUGGUGAAGAUGCUUCAUUUAAUCAAAUUCAUAAAAUAUCAUUAAUUAUUGUUAUGGCAAUUGGUUUCAUUGCAAAUGUAGAAUACGGAAUUGUAAUGCCAUCACUUUUAGCAUAUGUAGAGUCAGUAGGAGGAAAUAACAAUGAUCUUGGAUGGGCAUUGGCAAUGUUUAGUUUAGCACAGGUUAUAUUUUUACCAUUGGUUGGAAUUUGGGCAGAUAAAAGAACAAUGAAAGAAGCUCUUAUUGGAUGUUUGGUCAUAGGUAUAACUGGUAAUGUGGUAUAUGCAAUGUCAGUUAAACCAAUAAUGAUAAUUAUUGGCCGUUUUAUUGCAGGAAUUGGUAGUAGUAAUAUGGCAAUUACUACAAGUUACAUUGCCGCAGUUUCAACAAAGGAACAAAGAACCAAGUAUAAUGGCAUAAUUAAUGGUAUUAAUGCUAUUGGACUUGUUGCAGGACCUGCAUUUAACCUUGGUAUAAAUGCAAUUAAUACAGGUUUUUGGAUUGGAAAAGUUCAUUUUAUUUUCGAUCCAUUACGUUCUCCUGGUUGGUUUUUAGCAAUAUUAUUGUUUUUAACUUUAGUAUCAUUCAUUUUAUUUAAAGAACCAACUUAUAAAGAAAGAUCAGAUAUUGAAAAUAACGACAAUGUUGUUCAAGAAUCAACUGUUAAUGAAACUCCAGGUGGUGAAAAUAGUAAAGAGUCAUUAGAAAAGCAAAUAUUUAUUAAAAAAAGUGCAAGUCAUUUGGGAUUAAAUAAAUAUUCAAACACAGAUAUAAAUAACAAUAGUAAUAAUAAAUAUAAAUAUAAUACUUUUAGCAAAUAUCAAUCAAUUAAUAAUGAAGAGGAUCAAAAUAAUAAUAGCAAUUAUAAUAAUAGUUUAAUAUAUAGAAUAAAUAAUAAUAGCAAUAAUGAUCCAAUUUCAAGCACAAUGAUUACACCCCAUUCAUCAUUCUCACAUUUCUCAAGCAGAAAAAUCCAUAAAAGUACCCAAGACACACCAUCACCAUCUCUUUAUAAAAUAAAUAAAAAGGAGCCAACAUUUUUAGAAAACUUUAAGAAAAUUUUAGAUGCAUCAUUAUUAACAUGUUUUGUUAUUAAUUUUGUACAAAAUUUUGUAUUUGGUGUAUUAGAAACAUUAAUCACACCAAUCACAGCUGAACAGUAUGGUUUCAAGACACUUCAAAAUAGUAUAAUGUAUAGUUGUGUAUCCCUAGAAAUUAUUGUAUUCAUCAUAUUCACAUUAAUUGUAACCGGUAAAGGAGGUCAAGAUAAGCAUGUAAUCUUAUUUGGAAUGAUAUUUUUAGGUGGUGGUCUAAUAUUGAUGAUGAUAUUUUUUGGUAUUGGUUUAGCAUCAGAUAAAGUACCAAUUUGGAAAUUCAUUUUAUCAGUAGCAAUUACAACUGUUGGUAUUCCUACUCAAAACACAUCUGUCUACAGUCUUUAUUCAAAACUUUUAAAUAGAAUUUAUGGUGAUGACGAAACUCAAGGUUUUGCAAGUGGUUUUAUGAUGCUCAUGGGAUCUGCUGCCAGAAUCUUAGGUCCUCUUUGGGCUGGUUAUGGUUUAGAAAUGGUUAGACGUCUUCCUUUAUUCAUCGUAUUAAUUGCAAUGUUCAUUUUUGACAUCUCCAUUGUUUUGUUAUUCUGGAAGAAAUUAACUUUUAAAUUUGACCCAAAUGCAAAAAGUGGUGUUGUAAUUUCUCAUUAA